AUGAGUGAAAAACAAUACGCUCGAAAAGCUCUAGAAGAAGUGAUUCGACUGGCUGACGAAAAAAUUGUGGCUACUGAAGAAGUCGUACUCAAAAAAGAGGAUGAUUUUAAUGAAUUUGCUCAUUCGUGCGAUGACACUGUCAAAGACCUUGAGCAGUACUUCCUCUCUAUUGUACGUCAGUUAGAAAAGUGGAAGCACGUAUUUAUUCAGGAGUUACAAGCAAGUACUUCUGCCGCUGCUUCUGAAUUUCAAAACCGUAAUGCUCAAAUUGGUGAAUUAGUAGGUCGCUUAAGAGAACUGCGUGAAACAUCUGCACAUAUUCUUGCUACAGAGCAGUUCAAAAACACAGAUCUUGUUUUUGACGUCCACGGAUGCAUUUUUAGCAUUAAUCAAGCAAUAGAAAAUAUGACUGAAUUUUUGGCUGAAUGCGUACCACUAAAGUUUGUUGGAAAGCUCAAUUUCGAAUCUGUUCAAAAAUCAGAUGUUGGAUCGAUGGAGCGCUUGGCUGACAACAACUACGCCGAAAUUCUUCCAAGCAAACUUCCGAAAAUCAAGUUAGGCCAAUUAUUUAAUCUAGAUUUUCGGAUUUCAAAAAAGUACUGUGAAGCCGCCAAGCGCUUUAUUACUUAUUCAGUUUCGAAAGAAGAUGGACAAUACCAGAAAGUUUGCGCUUACUUACAUGAUAACAAGGAUGGUUCCUACGCUCUAAGCUUCCCAAUCACAGCAAUCAUUCCUCACACCGUGCACAUUUACUACUUGGGGGAGCAUAUACGCAACAGUCCAUACACAAUUGUCUUUAAGGUGGGACAGAACCAGGGUGGAAAUGCGGUUGGAGUCGGUGGUCAAACUUCCGUAACAGGUUUCGUUGGCUCAUCAAAGGAUAUAAUGGGGGACGGAGCAAAUAACUCAACCAGACCCAUGGGCAAGACUGGUGACGAUUACCGUCGAAAUAAGUGGAGUACCAGUUCAACAGACAGCUCCCAAAAUAACAACAACUGGAAUCAAGUCAUGGGUUCAAACAUUUCUCCUGAAUCUAACCAAUCGUCCGAGUCGGGAGCAUAG
Molecule: messenger RNA, 1062 nt
Organism: Hydatigera taeniaeformis
Lineage: Eukaryota; Metazoa; Platyhelminthes; Cestoda; Cyclophyllidea; Taeniidae
Source: the annotation of a GenBank genome assembly